AUGGUUAUCUGGAAAAGAGAGCAUCGCGUAUUCGCAGUUGAGGAGUAUUUAAAAUCGGGCGAGUCCGUUAUUGGUGUGCAGGGACAACGCUUCAAUAUCGAUCGUAACGGUUCAGUUCCUAAACGUGACACAAUCAACAGGAGGGUACAGAAUUUUAGAAUGACGGCAUCAGCAAUUAAUCCAAAACCUAAAUGCCGUCCCCGAAGUGUAAGGACACCAUUUCGAAUGAGUAGUCGAACACUUCGCAGGAUUUUACACCAAGACCUUCAUUUUCACCCCUAUAAGCUCAUGGCUAGUACUUCAAACUCUCAAACUAGCUUGGAAUAUUAUCACGAAAAAACACCCCCUCAAUCUCCUGAACAAAAGAAACAGAAGGGAAGUAAUAGUAAAUUAUGUUGUCAUUUGUCCGCGGACAUAGCUUCAUGGCUGCUGAUCGUUGUUUUGGGAGAGUGGAGAGGUUGCUUAGGAAAAAUACUGAUAUUUUCUAAAGAGGAAUACAUUAAAUUUUAUUCAGAAGUCAGACAAGUGAAAAUUUUAGGAAAUGACUGGAAAUUUUAUAAUGUAAAAGAACUAGAGAAAGUGUACAAUAAGGUUAAGGGUAUUGCUGAAACAAAAAGAAUUUUUAUCGCAAAAAGUAACAAAAAUCAACGAAAUCCUAAGAUUGAAGUGAAUACACAUCUGUAUUAUCGGUUUGCACCUGAAAACAAAUCGCGUCAGAUAAUGCUAAAGAAAGGAAAAGACGAUGACAACCUGGUUCUUAACAUAACACAGCCCAGAAACUCUUUACCGGAUAAGAAGAAACAUAGUCUUAGAAAGCUUUUGAAAGAGUUGUUCGCUGAAAAUUGGAUGCCGCGAGCAGAUCUAAAAUGGUAUAAAGAUUUACUUAUUUCUGGUAAUGCAGAUACAGAAACUAGCGACAAGGAAGAAGAUGAGGGCGAACAGGAUGUGCCAUCUGACUGUUUAGAUGAAGAAGCUGCUCUUCAUAUAUAA
Messenger RNA from Psylliodes chrysocephalus, 990 nucleotides. The record is from the annotation of a GenBank genome assembly. Lineage: Eukaryota; Metazoa; Arthropoda; Insecta; Coleoptera; Chrysomelidae.